Messenger RNA from Electrophorus electricus (electric eel), 7864 nucleotides. RefSeq names its product adhesion G protein-coupled receptor G6 (gene adgrg6). Gene Ontology annotation, biological process: myelination in peripheral nervous system; adenylate cyclase-activating G protein-coupled receptor signaling pathway; cell surface receptor signaling pathway. NCBI's taxonomy places the organism in Eukaryota, Metazoa, Chordata, Actinopteri, Gymnotiformes, Gymnotidae. Gene Ontology annotation, cellular component: plasma membrane. Gene Ontology annotation, molecular function: G protein-coupled receptor activity; laminin binding. The record is from RefSeq and is a predicted model, not a curated record.
GCUGUGGAAGCACUUUUAACAUCCCGUUUCCGAAUAGUUUUCUCCGUUCAGUUUGCAGCUAAAAAAAAUUCGUUCUGUUAUUGGAGCUGUUGGCGUGGACUGUCCGUCUUUUGCGCCGGUUUCCCCGAGACUGCAGGUCUUUUGCGCCGGUUUCGCGUUAUGUUAUGAAACUUGGUAGUUCAGUGAGUAAAGCUCUCGGGGAUAACUCACUCUAUGCUGUGAAUGCAGUUCAUUUAUUAGGGAAAAGUUGAUACCAAACGACCUUUCUAAAUAAAUAAAUACAUACAUUCCUUAAUUGCAUCGGAUAUAAAGUAGAUAUAAAAAAAUUACGUAGGAAGAAAGUUGAAGCAGUGUUUUACAGGCGUGUAGUAAUAAUAACGCUAUUAUGUAAUGCUAAGAACACAGAAUGAUGUCCAAGGUGCUUUGCAGUAUAAAGCUGUUUAUUUAAGACGUGUGUGUGGUUGUUGUUGUUUUUUUGUUUUUUAAAGAUCUUAUGUUUGCCAGUAUGAAAAAAGAUAAUUGCCAUGUCUGAAAUGUCUAAUAUGGCUGCGUGGUUCAUUAAAUCAGAUUCCCGCAGGUUUUCAUGGUAGAAUUGAGUUGUUUAAGCAGGAGGGGCUGAGGACAAACAUCAGCACCUUCUGUUUUCUAAACAAGACUUACAGGUAAUAAGACUUUCUUCUUUGUGUGUAUGUUUGGAAGUUUCGUACUGAGCCCUGUUGUGGACGUUGCAGAAUGUGUGAAUGUCAGGACUCAGGGUUUCCAAGUCACUCUUAUGGCUGAUGAAUCAAGGUCUUUAUACAGUUCGCCCGGAGCACUGAAGUCUCACCCCAUUCAUACAGAUCUGCAUAUUCCAAGGGGAACUUUCUGAACAAUGUUCAUGUUUUUGUGUUUUGUAUAAUGUCACACAUCGCAUGAAUCUUUAAAAAGCAGCAGAUAAAUGUCUGCAUUCUGCUGCUUGUUUGAAGACCCUCAACUGCUUUUGUAAUUUUUCCUGCUUUUGCUUGAUUUAUCUUGAAUCAGUUUUGUUCCAUUUUGUUGUCAUUCUUCCAUUUUGUGGAUAAAGGCCUUUGAUGCCCUCUGUGAGGAGCCCAGUGGCGGCCUCUUCUCCCGUCUUUAUGCUAACCUGCUCCGUGCUGCUGCUGUCCUGCACACUGAGGGCGCUGAGGGUUUCCUACAUCAGCGGCAGGUGGUGGAGAUGGAAGUUCCGUAAUGUUCUCGCAGUCGUUCUGCUGCUGAUAUGUGUUGGAAAAUCAGCAGUGCUGAGCGCAGUGCUGAGCUGUCACAGGUCCUGCCAUGAGGUGCUCACCACCUCUGAGGGUAUCUUUACAUCCCCCUGCUACCCAUCUGACUACCUGCCCAGCCAGUCCUGCUCCUGGACUCUGCAGGCUCCCACUGGAUUCAUCGUGCAGAUCACAUUCCUGGACUUUGAACUGGAGGAAGCGCAGGGCUGCAUCUACGACCGCGUCGUCGUCAACACCGGCCAGGGCAGCGGUGUUCCGUUUUGUGGCCUGACGGCCAACGGACUCUCACUGAACUCCAGUGGAAACGUGAUGGUGGUGUCCUUUAUUUCAGAUUUUAGUGUCCAGAAGAAAGGCUUCAGUAUCAAUUACAGGCAAGUUGCUGUGGCUCUGAGGAACCAGAAGGUCACAGUGCCCCAGAACUCUAAAGACGUUGUGAAGGUUUCUAGUUCUGUGCCCAUCCCAAUCCUGAGCGAGUUCACCAUGUGUUUCGAGAUCUCCCGUUUGACCCUGAAAGGCACAGAGGUCAUCUUCUCCUACACAGAAACUGGAAAAGGCCCCACGCUGAGCUUGGGGAGCACCGGGAACACCAUGGAACUGACCGUAGGCGGGAGCACAUGUCCUGUCAGUGAGCUGCUUGCUCCUGUGGACAUCACCUCCCAGUUGCAGCUCCUCUGUCUCACCUGGUCCACAGUCAGUGGCCGUGUGGCUGUGAACUUCAGAGGGAACUACCGAGCCAAGGUCUGCCUGGCCCUCCUCAACGUUACCGUGGCCAGUGGAGGCUCGCUCAUGUUGGGUGCGGCGGGAGGAACAGGCAGGAACUUCGAUGGCAUCAUCUACAACUUCCGUCUGUGGGCUGUGGCCAUGUCGUUCUCUAACCUGUCGGCACUCACCUGCGACGCCGUGGGGAACGUCGUGGACUGGGAUAAUGGCUUCUGGGACAUCCCCAGCUCCUCAGCACAGACAGACACCAGCCUCAGCUGCAUCUGUUACCCACAUUGCAUACAUUUAACAACAGCUGCUUCCUCUAGUGGUACUUCUACACCAGCUACCACCUCCCAGAGCACCCGUUGUCCUCCUGGCCUUGGCUGCACAGCAGCAUUAACCACUCUCACCUCAUCCACCGCCACCACUAACAUCCCUCCUACUAAUGCAACCACCAACGAGAAAGAGAGAGCUGUGUUUUUGUGGUCACUCCUGCAUCUGCACCCACGCACAGCAACCCUGCCCUCUGCUCCGUCUCCUGCCCCGCCUCCUUCUCGACUUCCCAUCGCUCCUGUUGGCCGGAGUUCCAAAACCUCUCUUGGCUUCAUCUCCACUCCUCUCAUUUGGCCUGUAAGAAAGAAAACAGAGAGCACAGUCACUCAAGCCCCGAAACGUCCCACUCUACAUCUCACUAAACCGCCUCUCAUGCCGACAAAGGGUGUGACGAACAUGUCUUCUGAGUCUCAACUGCCCGAAGCACUGACCAUUACCAAGAAGGCAAACUUAACCGGCAGGAGGCCUGCCUACCCCCAGCUACAACGGCAGCAUAACCUGACUGCUGUGCUUGAGGUUUUCCAGGUCACAUCACUCGGUAACCGAAAGAAUAAACCACUGAUGCCACACUGGAUCCUGAGUGACAUCAGCAGGAACAGCUCUGAGAUGGUGGAUUACCCAUCCGGAUUGAACCCAGAGGUGUUUCUCUAUGAUCUCGACUUGGAUGAGGAUGUGUUCAGCCAAUUUGACUUGGACUCUGCGUACUCUCUGGAUGAAGGCCUGACCACGAGCGUCCCUCUAAACGUGUCUCUGUUUGAAAGCAUGCCCACUGCCCGCUCCAGCACCGCAGCUCCUGAGGACAACAGCGCGGCUGUUAGCAGGCUGAAAAAUCUGCACAAUCAGUUACAUCCCCUUUCUCCAUGGAGUGCUUUCACUCAGGUCCAGGGACAGGAGCAGGGUGAGACUCUGGGUAGUGGGGUGCUUAUCCCUGCACUGUUAUUUUCAAGAGGAACCAGUGUGCAGAUGAGUCCGCCUGGAAUGUCCGCCCCACCCCACCUCUCAGUGCCUUCACUGUCGCUGGAAUACCUUUUGCCUUCAGGAUUAAUGAACCAAGGUCUCCAACAGGGAGCAGGUGUCCAUCACACCUCUACAGUAAUGGAGCGUGACCAGGAAGAUUCCACUGGAGUGACAUCUCAUUUGAUAAAGCCCACAGUUCAUGUCCACAAGCAGACGGGAACUGCACAGGAGCCCUAUGGCAGGACAGCUGCAGUAGAAAAGGGCUAUAAUCCAACAGAACCAGCUCCUCCUUCUACCAUAGCUGUCUCUCUGCAGAAUGUCCCUUAUCAAACCCCUUCAUUCACAGAAUUACAGACAGUGAGUUACUCCCCUUCACAAAACAACUCUCCCUUGGCAGCAGCCCCUGGCCUGUCUGUCACCGCUAAAGCAGAAGUGCUUGUGGACUCAUCGUACAGCGGUCCCACUCUUACUGAGGUGUGGAGUUCCUACACUAGAACGAAGUCUGAAGCAGAGGUACAAAGAGACUUAAUGACGGAGAGCAACAGAUCCAGUCCAUUGUCGCCGUCAUCAGCUGCUGAUGCGUCCGUGGUUUGGAGCCCUGGUUCUGGUGAAAGCUUCCUCAAACCAGGUGCUGAACACAACAGUCACCUGGUUUUAUACCCAUCAAACAAUCUGUUUAUCUCCAUGCAACAGCCGCACAAUAACGACUGGAGUGAUUUGAUUACUGCUGGCCUCGUCACUCCAUACCUGGGCACUGAGGCUGUGACUAUUAGGUCUUCAGUAGUCAGUCUGUCCAAAGUAGAUUCUCCUUGGCCACUAGAGCCAUCGCAUGUAAACAGAUUGUCAGAGACUCUAUUCAGGGCUUUAUACAAGCAAAAUGAUUUUUAUUGUUCUGAGGCAGAUCUCAAGGUUCUCUCUUGUACGUCUCCUAUGACCUUCAGCAGCUAUUCUGGGUCACCACACACCUCAGCGACAUCCCUGACCUUCCUGACAGACCGCAUGGCCAGUUCUCUGUUCUCACCUCUUAAUUCAAACUCUCAAUUGAGAGCAGAGAGGAUCAAUGGAUUUCCCAUGUUUAGCACAGACUCUGGUGGCAUUUUUGACUCCAGCUUCACACCAUAUGUGGACAUCUUAGAUUCCACUUAUUGGGAGGGUGAUGCCAAUACAUGGAACGUUGUGAGAGAGGAUGUGGUAGCCUUGUCUGCCUUCAGGGAUUCCACAGUCACGCUUCCCCUGAUGCCCUCUGCCAGUCUGGACUCCCUGAGAAGUUCGUCUAUGUCUUAUAAUAUCAGAAACACACCUUCAGGUCUCAGGUACCCCACAGCUGGGCUCAAGCAUGCAUACUCCCACAGCACAACAGACAUCCCCGUGAACACAGCCAUGAUGGCAACAGCGCAAAUGCCCAGUGACCUGCUCACUACCUCACAGUCCAACCUGCUAAGCUCAUCCAGUGUGACCACUGAACUGUCUGUGUCUGAUAGAGCAGAGAGCCUCCAGUUUCAUGUGGGAAAGAGUUCACCAAUCACAGGCCCCACCCGCCCUAUCAUAUCAACCAUGACUGUCGAUGUACGCCAUUCCCCAGACACAGAAUAUGAGCGACCAGAUGGUGGAUGUCGUAACUUCUCCACUUUCCCUAGCAAACAGUCAUGGCCUUCAGGGUUAGAAGCAGGUGGCCACACCCUUGUGCCACCCAACCAUCCAGUGGACACUUCAAUUCCAAACAACCACAGUGAGGAUCUUCUGCAAACUAAACAUGCCCAGUCCCUCACAUCAGAGCUGCCAUUCUGGUCCAAGAAUGAAUCAGCAAAGCCCUCCAGCCAAAGUCACAAUGGGCUUUUUGUUUGGUCCACCACCACAGAUAGAGAAACGUAUCCAUCUCCCCCAGCCAAUCACCAUUGGCCCUUUGUCCCCACGAAUGCUACGUUCCCUCUGGCCACCCUGCCAAAGGGAGUCAUGGCAGCUGCUGACUCUGGACUCACUGGUGCUGCCCUUGUGGCUGCUACAGACUCCCCAGAGCUCACCCCAUACCGGUGUAAAGAUCCCUUUCCAAUUCCAUGUCUGCCUGGACGUUCAGCUGGGAACAAAGCUGCUUUCUAUAGGAUUUCUCUCUCAGUAAUGGAGCACAUCACAGAUGACACCAUGACACAAUGGUUCAACCAAACAUUUCAGAACUGGAACUACACUGUUUAUGUUCGUAAUGUCAGUGUUCAUACAGACCACUCUAGUACAACAAGCACAAGAUACACCUGUAAGGCACUGUUGAUGUAUAUAAACACUACGGGGAAAAUCCUGACAGACAGUGACAUCGAGAAGAGACUGAGGAGUGCUUCUGCUGGAGAGCUGCUGCUGGGGGAGGUCACUGUAGAUGGCAUUGAAAACUGUCAGGCGGAGGAGAAUCCAUUCCACUAUAAAUGGCCUGAGAGCAGAGCUUCGGUUACUCAGUACAUCCCCUGCUUUCCUUACAAAGAACAGAAUGCAUCUAGGACAUGUUUGAUCAGCUCAGAAAAUUAUACAUCAUUUUGGGAUGUACCGGAUCUUAACAACUGCAAAGACAUUGAAGACAUUGAUGUUUCAGAUGAGAAUGCUGCAGAAGUGGCAGUCCAACUUGUUGACAUUACAAACAAUGAGCUCUCAACUGUGGAGGUGUCAAAGGUCGUUACCAUGGUGAAAAAGUUAGUAAAUGUGGCUCGGAUUAAUGCCACUUUGGCCUCCAGUGUGGUCGCCAUCAUCUCCAAUGUGAUGAUCAGCUCAGACUCAGCGCAGCUGGCUGCCUCAGAAACUGCUUUAAAAACCAUGGAUGAACUAGUUCAAAAGAUCGAGUUUGAUGGUCCCUCUUUGACCAUUACCUCCAAGAACCUGGCUGUGGGAAUCUCUACUCUCAACAUCAGUGACUUUAACGGAACCACCUUCAGCGCCUACAUUCCUGCCAACAGCACCGACCCACAGAUUAAUUUUGAGUCUGAGAUCCAGAAUCCUCUGGCUUCCGUCAAGCUGCCUGCCACAUUGCUGAUUAACCUGAGCAACAGUGACAUGGAGACAGUGUCCAGGAUUAACUUCAUGUUCUUCAGCAGGACAGGACUCUUUCGGUGUUUCGGAUCAUUAAUGGAGCAGCAGAGUGACGGUCUGUCCUUGAGCAGCUAUGUGGUGGCCAGCAGUGUGGGAAACCUCACCAUCAGCAACCUGAGAGACCCUGUGAGAAUAGAGAUUUCACAUCUGCAGUAUCAGUGGAAUCCAAAACCAUUGUGUGUAUUUUGGGAUUUCACCCUCAAGAGUAAGUAUGGCACUGGAGGCUGGAACAGAGAGGGUUGUAUGGUUGAUCCGGAGUCCAACAGCAACAGAACUGUCUGUCUCUGUAACCAUCUAACACACUUUGGUGUCCUCAUGGACAUUUCUGGAGCUGCAGCGCAGAUUGAUGAGAAGAACACCAAGAUUCUGACCUUCAUCACAUACAUUGGCUGUGGUAUCUCUGCCAUCUUUACAGCAGUUACUAUUCUGACCUACAUUGCAUUUGAGAAACUGCGGCGAGAUUACCCCUCCAAGAUCCUAAUGAACCUGAGCAGCUCGCUGCUUUUCCUGAACAUGGUGUUCCUUCUGGACGGCUGGCUGGCAUCCUCCGACACCACAGGCCUGUGUGUGGCAGUAGCCGUGUUCCUGCACUUCUUCCUCCUGACGUCCUUCACGUGGAUGGGCCUGGAGUCCCUCCACAUGUACAUCGCCUUGGUCAAAGUCUUCAACACCUACAUCCGGAGGUACAUCCUCAAGUUCUGCAUCGUCGGAUGGGGCCUUCCGGCUGUGGUGGUGGGCAUCGUGGUGGCUAUAGAUAAGGACUUCUAUGGGAAGGAGUACUACGCUAAAGGAGAAAGUGGACACAGCUCAUCUGAGUUCUGCUGGAUAAAGAAUAAGGUGGUCUUCUACGUGACAUGCGUGGUCUACUUCUCAGUCAUCUUCCUCAUGAACGUGGCCAUGUUCAUCGUGGUGAUGAUGCAGAUUUGUGGCAGGAGUGGGAAGCGCAGUAACCGCACGCUGCGGGAUGAGGUCCUGCGCAACCUGCGCAGCGUGGUCAGCCUCACCUUCUUGCUGGGCUUGACCUGGGGCUUCGCCUUCUUUGCCUGGGGCCCUGUCAACCUGGCAUUCAUCUACCUCUUCUCCAUUUUUAACUCUCUGCAAGGAUUAUUCAUUUUCAUAUUCCAUUGUGCUCUGAAAGAAAACGUACAGAAGCAGUGGAGACGAUACUUAUGCUGUGGAAAACUCCACUGGACAGACAAUUCAGACUGGAGUAAGACUGCCACCAACAACACCAAGAAGGUGAGCUCGGACAACCUGGGGAAGUCCCUGUCGUCCAGCUCCUUCUGCUCCACCACGGCCAACUGGACAUCCAAGGCCAAAGCAACACUGAACCCCUUUGCCAAGCACCACAGCAGUGCAGAUAAUAUCCACCACUAGAGCGAUGGAGACUCUCCAUGAGGUGAAAUUCAAGCUCUUGGAAAAUGCUCUUUCCACAUUCCAUCCUUUCUCCAUUCACCUCACGUGACUUGGCUUCCAGGUAAAGGGUCCUCAGGCCAGAGCAGCCCGACGAGCACAGCUUCUGCCUGUCCAGCAGGUCCUGGACAAGGUGAGGGGCUACUGCUUUG